AUGAAUUGCGACGAGCUCCAGGAAAACCACACCGGGGAGCGGUACAUGAUCAAGCGACCCAAGGCGCUUCAAUGGUUCCACAACGGCCAACUGGUGAAGCAGAGCGACGAGGAGAGACAAGCUGGUCGCUUCGAGCUCUUCCUCGAUUUACUUUAUGUCGCCAUUGUUGCAAACUUCAGCGAUGACCUCGCCGAGAAUCCAGAUGGACAACAUCUUGCCAAAUACAUACUCAUCUUCGCGCCGGCGUGGCACAUCUGGGUAGACCUUCGCGAAAUCAUGAAUUCGUACUACACCGACGACCUCAUCCAGCGACUAGUCAUCUUAUGGGUCAUGGCGCUCCUAGUGCUCUACGCAAACAAUGCGCGUCUGGUUGAUGAGGAUUUAUCCGCGAUGCAAACGACGGCGGGUGCAUACGUCGUCGCCCGUUUCACCACCAUGUGCGCCUUUCUCAUUUGCUCUUUCGCCAGCUAUCAGCACCGCACCCAGGCGCGUAUCAUGGCUUUCUUCAUGUUCAUCGGUCUUUUCAUCACGAUACCGCUCUUUUUCGAAGACGUCAGCAUUGAAGCCAAAAUCGCCGUUGUCGCAGUCAUGAUUUUUUACCAGGAAGUCACUUGGUCACUCACAUUGAGUCCAUGGCUUAAGCGCAAGUUGAAGCUCACAUACAGCACAGCAGUUGACAUCGCCCACGAAAUCGACCGCAUGGCGGCAUUCUUCAUCAUCAUCCUCGGCGAAUUUGUCUACAGUGUGAUUGUCGGAGACCCAGCCGGCGUCGGGUUGACACUAGGCUAUGCUAAAGCUUCCUUUACUCUCAUCAUUGCGUUCUGUCUCAACUGGAUUUACGUCAGCGGUGAUGGAAGCUUGGAGGCGACGCACCCAAUUCGGCGAUCUGCUUGGACAGCUUUUGCUUUCUUUCUGCUUCAUCUACCACUUUCCGCCUCUUUUUUAAUCGGUGGCCAUAUUGCUGCUAUAAGCACAAGAAUAGACGAAUUUGAAGAAGGACAGCGGUGGCUCUUAGGAGGAGGCCUAGGUGUGGGCAUGUUCUGCCUUUGGAUAUACGGUAUGCUUUAUCGCACUCAUGACGAAGAUUGCUUGAUUAUGUCGAAAACGCCUCGCAUAGGCAUGCGUUUAGUUGUUGCCAUCAUUCUCCUUGCAUUGCCAGCAACGAAUGAUGAUCUAUCUACGACGGACUUUAUGGCUGUGGUCAUGUCGCUCUUUGCGUUCUUAGUAAUUUGGGAAACUAUCGGAGGG
This is a messenger RNA of Trichoderma virens Gv29-8, 1248 nucleotides long. RefSeq lists its product as uncharacterized. The record is from RefSeq and is a predicted model, not a curated record. The transcript is spliced from 2 exons. The annotation marks the transcript as partial. Lineage: Eukaryota; Fungi; Ascomycota; Sordariomycetes; Hypocreales; Hypocreaceae.